GUCGUUCUCGCCAGUACUUGGACUCCUCGACGUGUUCGUGCACUUUAAAACCUGCACAGGAGUUCGGCUUCUUCCUCUUUGGGCUGCUUGAGCUGAAUACGCCUCCCUCACAUCUGCCUCUCGCUGGCCUAACAUGCUCCGAGGAACUACGCGGGUAGUUGCGUUCAGUCGCGUCCCUGGCAGAAGGUACCUUUCGUAUGCUGGCCGCACUUCCCAGCACACAAGAUCAGCUGUGGUCUUGACCUCUGUCUCCGCGGCUGCUGCAGGUGCGCUAUGGCACGCCACGAAUGCGCGAGAUGUCAUACACAACGACGCGCCCUCGACCCCCGAGGUGCGCGCAAGGGGAGCGUCGGAUGGGAGGACGCAAAAUGCGGAUGCGGAGUUGACCACCCUAGUGUGGGGUGCAAACAAAACGCAUAUACUCGAGGGCGACCUUCCGGAGUCCGUAAGGGUGCCGACACCUUCGGAGUGGUUCGACAAUGUCGCGCUGCGUGACCUGGCACUGCACGAACAGCAUGCAGCAUGCGUCGAUGCGCGAGGGGACUUGUACCAAUGGGGCGACGGCUUCUUUGGUAGCGAGCCUGGCUCCUCUCGUACCAAGCCGCGUGUCACUCUCCGAGGCAAGAACAUCACCCAGCUGCAGCUGACGCGUUCGCGCGUAUUCGCAUUGUCCGCCUCCGGGAGGGUAUACGUCCUUUCGUCGCGUCAGGCCGAACAGGCACUCCCUGCCGGCGCACCAACUCCUGCAAGCACGCCAUGGUGGGGAACAGGGUGGCUAUGGGGGGAGGAAGAAGAGGUCAACUUCGCUGAGAUUACCCCAAACGAAGGUCUAAAGCGAGGCGAACGAUUUGUGCAGAUAUCCGCGGGGACGGACCACAUGCUGGCGGUGACGUCGGAAGGCCGCACCUUUGCGCACCCAAUCACGCUUAACGCGAACUCGCACGGCCAGCUCGGCUUCCGCAAGUGCGACGUACCCUCCCCCAUCGACCUCGAGCACUUCCACCUCCCGCACAAGCACCCGCGCAUACCGCUCGAGCUGACUCCCAAGUCCAUUGCGGACCCCUACGCCAAAGCGAGCCCUGCCAUCCGUCCCUCUAGCUCGCUUGCACGGAGUAGUGAGGCGCUAGUAGGCAAGGAGGCGGUCGCCGCUGGACUGGACGACGCGAACAUCCGCUUUUCGGAUAAGCUCUUCGAAGUCCCUGCUCUCAAAGGGGUGAAUGUAGACCGCGUCGCUACUGGCGGACGGAGUAGCUUCGUCAAGACCGCCGCCGGCAAGGUCCUCGGUUGGGGCGCAAAUGAGUUCGGACAAAUUGGCCUAGGAGGCAACGUGACGCUCGAGACCAUCACCGUACCCACGGAAGUUAUCCUGUGGCGAGCGACCCCCGCGACAAUGCGGACGACAUGCGUCGACGUCUUUGCGGGCGGCGACCUGACCAUGUUCGAGGUGGAACGCUCGGACGGCUCGGGGAUGCCGUACAUCGACGUACUUGCGUGUGGGAACGGCCAAUAUGGCGGUCUGGGCAACGCGAUGUACAGCAAUUCCCAGGGCACCCCGGUCCGCGCCAAGAACGUCAGCGGGCUCUACGAAUAUAGCGAGCGUACCCAGAACCUGCAGGCCAUAGCGCCUGAGCGGAUUUCCAUCUCUCCCACCGGCCACGUCCUCCUCACGCUGGACACCCGGAAGCACUCGGGCCCUGGCGGCGGUGGCAAGGACGUGGUGGUAUGGGGUGCGAACUUCGAGUACCAGCUCGGGAACGGAAAGCGCGGGAGCCUGCCGACGCCGACGACGCUGCUCACCCCCGAGGGCGAGCGGUUCAUGCUGCAGCACAAGCGGGCGACGGCCGUGCGGGAUCUGCAGGGCCAAGUGUGGAAGAAGGGCGUCGAGGUAGAGCAGCGCGCAGUGGCAGGGUGGAACAGCUCAGUCGUGUACUGGAGGAUCUGCCCGUAGCGCAGUUCGUGGGUGGGGUCGCAGGGGCGGAUAGGCUAUUCCCGCGGUCGGCCAUAGCGGGCGUGUAAUUGGGUUGGUAGACAGCCUAUUGUUAUAGCACUUCGGAAGC
Molecule: messenger RNA, 2057 nt
Organism: Trametes versicolor FP-101664 SS1
Lineage: Eukaryota; Fungi; Basidiomycota; Agaricomycetes; Polyporales; Polyporaceae
Product: RCC1/BLIP-II
Exons: 7
Coding region: 134-1948 (604 amino acids)
Biological process (GO): mitochondrial respiratory chain complex III assembly
Cellular component (GO): mitochondrial inner membrane
Source: RefSeq, a predicted model, not a curated record